This is a messenger RNA of Penicillium samsonianum, 3222 nucleotides long. RefSeq lists its product as uncharacterized. Bases 1 to 3222 code for a protein of 1073 amino acids. The transcript is spliced from 4 exons. Gene Ontology annotation, molecular function: protein binding. The record is from RefSeq and is a predicted model, not a curated record. NCBI's taxonomy places the organism in Eukaryota, Fungi, Ascomycota, Eurotiomycetes, Eurotiales, Aspergillaceae.
AUGGCGGAAUCAGAUUUCGAACCUUACAAGCUCGAAAUCGAGCGACUGUACAUCCAUGAGAACAAGUCUUUGCCCGAAGUGAUGGAUUACAUGGUGUCCAAAUACUCUUUUGCUAAGUCCCCGGGCCAGUACAGCCGCCAACUCAAGAAAUGGGGGUUUGUCAAGGGUCACAUCAAGGCGAAGGAGUGGAAUUGGAUCGGAAACAAGACAAACAAAAGGAAACUAAAUGACAAGAAAAGCGAAUUCCACAUUGGUGGAAAGGAGAUUCCCGUACCAAAGCUCAAGAAGGCAAAAUAUAGAGAUGCUUAUGUUUCGACCAUAGCCAAGUUCUCUACUGCUCCUUCCCCGAAAACUCCAGAAGGGUUCUUUGUUUGCACCCCAACAUCACCAGGGAUGGAUCUUAUGUGGAAGCGGCCACUCCCAUGGCUGCGAUUUAUCAAAAUUGUGCGUUCCAUGGAGAAUGAAGUACCAUCGCCGUCCUCGUCGCUGCCCAUCUGUUCCCCUCGUGAUGCCGAUGCGCUUUCUAGCACCGUCAACCACGAACUGAUGGAGCGCCUGAGCACAAUCAUACCAUGGGAUAAACUGAGUCAUCCCGCGAAUAUACACAGUAGCUCUCGAACAUCGGCAGCUCUAAGCAUACUCAUGCCAGAGGAGUUUCCGGGCCAUCAUGAUGCUUUGUCGACGGACUUGAGCAUCUCUACAAACAGGGGAAAAGAUCGCAUGGCUUUAGAGCUUUUUCUUCUUUCAAACAACUUCACUUCGCAUGAUCCAGAGAAAACAACUGAGAGGAAUAUGAGAUCGAAUGACGAGCGGGUGAUGCAAACGUUGAGCGACUAUGGCUGGAAGGAAUUGAGACAUAUUCAGAUCCUUUUAUCAACUCGCGAGCCAACUGCUGAAGCUAUUGCAGAAAAGGUGUUUGCAAGUGCGUUGAGACUACACGAUGUGGACGCGGUGAAGAUGAUGCUCGAAGCCCACAUGGAUUUAAACAACCCAUUAGUUGAGUCAAUCUCCCACGGUGUUCUGACACCUCUUCAAUUCAUCGCAGGAAGCUAUUAUGAACGCAGUGAGGAGCUUGUCAAUCUGCUUAUAUCCCAUGGGGCGGAUGUGAACCACUCGGGAAACGAGUACCCACCUUUGUUCUAUGCCAUUUACGAACACGAGAACAAAAUCAUCCGUGCUCUUAUGCUUCAUGGUGCUAUUGUAACGCCAUAUUGUCUUUCUGCUGCUACACGUUUGGAGGAUAUCGAAGUCUUCACAGAUAUCGCCAAUUCCUGUUCUGAUGUGAACGCACGCGGAACAGGAAUGGAGGACGGCAGUGCUCUUGCUCAGGCUGUCAGACAUCGCAAUAUCCCGGUAAUUGAAGUUUUACUCGCCAAAGGUGCACAUAUAAAUGAUCUGGUCGAUGUCUAUUUUGAGGGUGGCACUGCGAGAACUACUAUCUUGGGCCUUGCAGCCGCUUAUUCAGGAUCUACCGAUAUUAUACGUGCCUUGCUGCGGGGCAGCUAUGAGAUGAACCCUGACUUCGAUGGCCUUCCUUAUGUUUCGCCCGUUGUACUAGCGGUGCAAAGAGCAAGUGCUGAUAUUACUCGGGUUCUACUCCAAGCUGGGGCCGAUAUAAAACUAGCCGAUGAGCAAGGGGAAAUGACACUGCUUGAACGCGCCAGCCAAUGGCUCCCAGCGGCAUUGGACCUGUGCAAAGUCUUGAUUGAAUAUGGGGCCCAAGUUGACAGACCGGUUUCCCCUCAGAAACAUGGGUCCUCAGCUCUUCUCCUUGCGCUUCAGCGAAAUUCGCGCGAACUUGUUAAGCUUUUGAUCGGCACAGGCGCACGCCUCAACGAUGAAUACACCGAGCCCCCUUACACUGCACUUGGAGCUGCCAUUAAACGGGGUGAUGAUGUGUUGAUUAAUUUCCUCUUAGCCGCCGGAGCUACAUUUUUGGGAACUAAACUAGAAGCGAUUGGCAAUUUGGGUACUGCUAUGUACCUGCAGAAAAAUGGAGUUCUUCAAGGCAUUCUGAGGGUAUCAGGACCCGGAAUUCUUGCUGCUGCUUUAUCUGCGAAGAAGGCCGAUCUAGCUCACUACUUGCUUGAAUAUGAUGCUGAUCAUGAAGAUCGGAUCGGAAAUGAGGACCCUGCCCCCUCCAAACAGACCCCAUUGGAAGCAGCAAUCCAAGCGCGGGAUUUUAUAUUUGCAGGAUUGCUUUUGGAACGCGGUGCAAAGGUUACAGAUAUGGCUGUUGCAUAUGCUAUAUACGUAGGGAAGGAUCCUGUGCUUCUGAAACACCUACUGGCCAGGUUCCGUGGAAGUGCCACCAUUACAGUAGGAACCGCAUUCUCUCGCAAUGCAUCCCUAAAACUGCUUCAACUUCUUCGAGAGGCAGGAGUGGACCCCACUGGAGUACCGCAAAAUUACCGGGAUCAUUGGCGGUACAAUCAUUUUCACCUGCCGCAACCAGAGUCGGUACUCGAAAUAGCAGUGAGGGCAAGGAGUAGGGAGGGUUUACGGUUCCUGCUCCAAUGGACCCCCUGGAGCCCAAGGCUGAGCGGUCGCGCCUUGACAGUUGCGAUACUUCUGCAUUUGAAUGAACUCGCGGAGGAUAUACUGCUUUUCGAUCCUGAUCUGACUCAGGAAGUCACCAUCGAAUACACCGUUUUCAACAAGGGAUUUGGAUUUGAAGAAGUCGAAACAACAGAGCAAGCAACGUACCGUCCCCUCGAAGCCGCAGUCAAGAGACAAAUGAUCCCAAUCGCGCGGAAAUUGAUGGAAAAAGUCGAUGUCAACUAUCUUGGGCGUGGGCCUCGCUGUCGAACAGCAUUGCAACAUGCCGUUGAAAAUGGAAACAUGGAGCUUAUCAACCUACUAAUUUCGGAGCACGGAGCGAAGAUUGAUAGCCCUCCUGCCACAGACGGCGGUGCUACUGCAUUGCAGAUUGCAUCCAUCAAAGGUUAUAUUGGUAUUGCAAGGAGACUGCUUGACCUAGGAGCAGAUGUCAAUGAAGCUCCCGCGAAAUACAACGGACGUACGGCCUUACAGGGAGCGGCGGAACACGGUCGAAUUGAUAUGCUACAAAUGCUGCUCGACGAAGGAGCGUUGAUUGUUGGCGAAGGUGAACCGCAGUAUCGCAGGGCUGUCGACCUUGCGGAACGCAAUGGAAAAUAUGCUGCUGCGAGGAUGCUGAGGUCUUGGAAGGACUCUGUGUAUUUGAACCCUUCGGCGGUUUGA